Molecule: messenger RNA, 2985 nt
Organism: Belonocnema kinseyi
Lineage: Eukaryota; Metazoa; Arthropoda; Insecta; Hymenoptera; Cynipidae
Exons: 8
Coding region: 1055-2902 (615 amino acids)
Biological process (GO): anatomical structure morphogenesis; regulation of DNA-templated transcription; cell differentiation
Molecular function (GO): RNA polymerase II cis-regulatory region sequence-specific DNA binding; DNA-binding transcription factor activity, RNA polymerase II-specific
Source: RefSeq, a predicted model, not a curated record
GUGCUGUUUCCCACCUGAUUUGUUAUUCCAAGUUGGCACCUCAUAAAACCACUUCAGAGAGGAAUUAAGAAACAAAUAGAUUCGAGUGUUGUCAGUUCGAUUCGAAAAAGAAAAGAGGAGUUUCUUAAAUCUGGAGAAGAUCUGGACAUGAAAAUAGGAUUUUGGGAUCCGGAUAGAUUAUUAGACAGAUGGCUGCUAGUGUGUGAUCGGAGAACUUUAUUGUCAAGCUGCUGUUUUUGUAUCAUCAGUGUGAUACAAGUGAUACAAUUGUAUAUUCAAGAAAGCGUUGUAAACACAGUACAGAUUUCUAAAAUCAGAAGAGGAUUGUCAAUACGGAUUAGGUUUCUAGUGUCAGCGCAAGAAUUUACAUGAAAAAGGUUUCAUUAAUCAGAACAUUCUCAAAACAAAAGAAGAACCAGGAACAGUUUCCAUAUCAUAUGCUUUCCAAAUUAACUUUUUAAAUGACGAUAAGGUUUUGAGAUGAAAUUUUAUGAUUAUGCAUUAAGGGGGUCGAUGAGGUUUGUUUGGUGAACAGCCACGUGAGAGGUAUAGAGUAUAUACAUCAACAUCGUCAUGGCGAUCAUCAUAGCGCGUCGAGAUCGUCUCUGGGUACAAUUCAGACCUGAGAGCUCCAGUGGACUGGGGAACUAUACCUAGUGUCCGAUGUAUUGUAACUACUAAGUUCAAAAUGAACUUCUUUUGUAAUUACUUGGUGGGCCGACACUGCAGGGUCUUCCGGAAGGGCCUUCCUAGUGCCCGGUCGUCCCAACGAAGUCUUCCUGGAUCGCUGAUGUGUUAUCAGUAAAGAUAUUGACUACAUCAAGUUGCCAACUUCUGGUUCUUCCAUUUAGAAGAUUUUCUUUGAGAAUAAUAAAUUCUAGAAGAUAUAAGGUCUAAAAUAGAGUGUGACAAAGUGUCAGUCGUGUUUAGGAAAUAGUUAUAAAAUAGUAAGGUGGUGGUUCUUGUCUCUUCAUGAGGACAUAGGCAAUAGAAAAGUACAGAAAGGUGCAGAAAGGUUUAAAAAGUGGAGGAGAUACGGAAAACAAUAGAGAAAAUGGAUUGUUGCAAUUACGUGCAGCCUUACACGGGGGCCGGACACUUUUAUCAGCAACAUCACUUUAGUUAUGAAAACAUGAAUGCUUAUGCGGCCUACGGUGCGGCUCCAGUUUCCAAUGCGAUCGAAGCCAGCGUGAGAUACAACAGGCUGCCACCUGCAUAUCCCACAGAUUACGUCUACAACCCGAAGGAGGCCAGACUGCGGAAAGCGAUGCGCGAGCAGAGCCGAGAGCUAUCGAGGCAGACGAUCCUGCAGACUGCAAUAUCCUCUGCAACUGGAUCGGCUACAGGAACAGAUCCUGGUGGGAACGGGAGUGGAAAUAUGGAUAUGGGUGUCUCGUCGUCCGGGAAUUUCUUGAAUCAUCCUAUGGCCUGCGCCUCACCCACCGCAGCCGCGUCCUCGUUACCGGGCAGCCCCUCGAUCAACGCAAAUCGAAUCAUCAGCCCUUGGUUUCCGGUUGGUCACGGCGCGGCAACGAGUCACCUAAAGCCCAUUCUGACGCCCAGGGCGAUGGCAGCUCACCAACGGACUUUGGACCAAACCAAAGAAGUAAUUCGAAAACAAAUAGAGUGCGCAGCAUCCGGUGCAUUUUCGGGCCCGGGUUAUGGUGAUUUUGUUUCCCAUGGACCAGUUACCACAAAUCAAAAUGCUAAUCAAGAAGGCAACGAUUAUUGCAUAAUGGGGGAAUUUCCUGAUGGCCAAAAAUGGCAUCCUUAUCAGAAUGGCACAAAUGCUUAUCACUCGAGAGGAGCUCCAUUGUCUAAAAUUAACAAUCUACAUCGGAAUAUGCAGAACUCGAAUCACCAUCCAGGACACUGGGCACAGUUUUGUGGGGUGCCUUUACCUCAGAACGCUACGAUUCGUGGUCCAAGGCACCUUGUCUUUCUACAAGAUCAGCAAAAUCAACAUUGCGCAUUUAAUGAAGAAAUGCAACAUCCUUAUGGGCCAAAUAAAAUCGAUAUCAGUCAUAGACUGCAUUCUUCGUAUCCACAAUCAGAGCACCAACAGGAAAAGCCAUCGCACUCUUCCCCCUUGCACAUUUCUCAACUCCAAGAAGAGGAGAAGCGCAUCGAGGAAGCUCCCAGAUGGAGUGGUUCGACUCCCACAUCUGGUACAUCAGAACACCCAAUUUCCAGCAAUCUGGUUGCAAAUUCUUCCAGACAAGAAUCAGAGUCCUACCAAAAACAAGACCAGGAAAGUGAGCAGAUUGAGGAAAGUCCCCAACCCUCACAACAGUAUGUAGAAAGAGCAGAGAUUAAGCAAAAAAUGAGUUUCAAGCAACCCCUGCCAGGUUUUCAUCAAGCCUUUGGCUCCACUGAAAUCGGCAGGUUCUCCAGAUCCGAGUUCUUCGCAAACAUGGUUGGCGAAAACAGCAAUCUGAUCCCGGAAGCUUUCCUCUCCACUCCCGGUUUUCCAUUCGCUCCGAAAUCCCAAAACGUCUUAGGAAAUUCGACAUUAGCUCGAGGAAUAAAAGAUGAAAAAAUGUUGCAAAAAAUGAUGGCUGAAGAUUGUUUGUGGUUGGCUCCAGGUAUCCCUGCAUCCAGUAUUUCGGAAAAUGCGUCCAACUAUGCUGCUCUCUUGGACUACUCUCACCGAGUCACACAAGAAUGGUUACACCCAGUAUCAGCCCAAGAUCUUCAAAUCGCUUAUUUGGACCAAUCAUCAGCUUUUCUAUUCCACGAAAACGACAAAGAGAACUCAAAAAAUAAUUGCAUUUCCUGCAAAUGUGGCAAAUUAAAAUCUCUAAAUCAAGAAAGUACCUCUAGCAGCGAUUUGGAAGGUUUAGAUCUUCGACUUUCGGAAAACUCAAAAACUCAAAAAGAUGGAUCGGACGAAGAUCUGUAGAUGAGAAACACACUUAAUUUGAUUUUAAAAUACGUUUGCCUUUUACAAUAUUAGAAAAAGAGAAAAAAGUGUUUAAUAUUUAA